AUGGAUGCAGUAACAACCUGGUUUCAGAUAUUGAGUAGCACCUAUGUAUUCACUAGAUUGAUCAUUUUCUUUUCUUUUACAAAGGGACAUGCAGAAAGAGUGUGGGAUGAUUGGGAGAGUUUUGGCCCUUGUUCUCGAACCUGUGGUGGAGGGGUACAAUCUCGUCAAAGGAGCUGUAUAUAUCAAAGGUCAAGGUCAGGAAGAAAACAAAGUUGUGGUAGUGCUCGAGAGGAACGUGAAUAUAAGUCCUGUAAUACACAAGACUGUGAUGAGGGCAGUCUGGACUUCAGAGCAAUACAGUGUCAGGAUUUUAAUAAUGUCCCUUUUCUGGGCAAAGUUUACCAAUGGAGACCUUACUAUGAUGGAGAGAAGAGAUGCAGUUUACUCUGUUCAGCAGUCAACACCAGUGUGUACCAUGAGUGGAGUGAUAAAGUGAUAGAUGGCACUAAGUGUGACAGUCUGUCAGAUGAUCAGUGUGUGGAUGGAGCUUGUCAGGCAGCUGGUUGUGACAACGUACUCGGAUCUCGAGCGAGACGUGAUGUAUGUGGUGUGUGUAACGGAAAUGGAAAGUCGUGUAAACUCAUCCGAGGAUCAUUCACUAUUCCUCAGCUUUACUCAGGUUACAAUGAAGUCAUCACUUUGCCAAAAGGAUCAACAUCAAUUUUGCUAAAAGAGAUGAAAUUCAGUCCAAAUUAUUUAGUUUUGAAAAGUAGUGAUGAAACAUUCAUAUUAAGUGGGGAACAUUAUGAUGGUAAACCAGUUCUGAUGAACAUUGGAGGAACCAGUUUAUUGUAUACACUGGAAGGAUCAGGCCGGAACCUCGUGAAGAAACUAAAAGGACAGGGCCCAACUAAAGGCAGCAUACAGAUCUAUAUGAUGGCUAAGGAAGAGAAGAAUCCUGGGGUGUGGUAUGAGUUAUACAUCCCUCUGUCUGGAGGAGAGCCUCGAUUUGAACCCAGAAGUUUACCCAUUAGUUACAGACAAAACCUACACCAGGGGCAGGCAGAAUUAAGAUCCAGUGGUAUUGGAGAAUCCACUCAAUCCAGCUUUUCUUGGAAUUUCGGCGGAUGGACGCAGUGCUCCACCAAAUGUGGAGAAGAUUAG
This is a messenger RNA of Saccostrea cuccullata (small rock oyster), 1104 nucleotides long. Its product is annotated as A disintegrin and metalloproteinase with thrombospondin motifs 6-like. Gene Ontology annotation, molecular function: metalloendopeptidase activity. Gene Ontology annotation, biological process: proteolysis; extracellular matrix organization. The coding region runs from base 1 to 1104 and encodes 367 amino acids. Gene Ontology annotation, cellular component: extracellular matrix. The record is from RefSeq and is a predicted model, not a curated record. The transcript has 10 exons. NCBI's taxonomy places the organism in Eukaryota, Metazoa, Mollusca, Bivalvia, Ostreida, Ostreidae.